UGUUUCUCUUCAUCAGCGCUCUAUCAGUGCAGUGGGUGCAUCACUCCUCACACUCAGCAGGCACCGCUCACACAUACACACACACGCACACACACACACACAAACACACACACAGCAGCGCCAUGGACCUGCUCGGCUCCCUCGCGCUGUGGAUCUCGGUUCUGUUCGCGGGUCCGGCAGGGGUCCUCGCGCUCGUGGUGCCGGACAUCACGGAGCCGGACUUCAUCCGUAGGUGCGUCCAGGCGCACAACGCGCACCGCUCGCGCGCCUCUCCACCUGCGGCCAACAUGCGCCUGAUGACCUGGGAUGAUACACUGGCAAGAGGUGCCCGUUCUUGGGCCAGACAUUGCAAGGCUUCCCAUAGUCCUGUGCUGCAGCGGGUGGGUCACGUCCACCCUGAGUUCGGGCGGGUCGGGGAGAACAUCUGGCUGGGCACUCCAUACUCAGCUUUCACAGUGGAGUCAGCUGUCCAUAGCUGGAACAAAGAGGGUGCCGACUACACACACCGAAACCACAGCUGUGCCAGGGUCUGCGGCCACUACACACAGCUGAUGUGGGCAACAAGCUAUAAGGUUGGCUGUGCUGUUCAUGUUUGUUCUAGAGGGAUUGACAACUUCUCCAGUCAUCCAGAGUCGACUAUUUUUGUGUGUGAUUAUGGUGAUGCUGGAAAUGUGUUUGGCUUUCCUCCGUAUAUAGUGGGGCUGGCUUGCAGUAGCUGUGGUACAGAGAAAUGCCAAGAUAAACUCUGCAGGUAUGACUGGUCACCAGGUUGGGAUCUUGUGCCAAAGUCUUCAGCUCACAGGCUUCUCCACUGGCUGACCAGCGCUGCAUUGCAGCUACCAAUUGGAAUGUGCUGGCUUCUCUACUUUUAUGCAACACAUUGAAAUCACAGAGUAAACCCAGUUCCAAGCUGUUUAAGCCUUAUGUCACUGCUUUCGAACUUCUCACCAUCUAUUAACAGGGGAAUGUUAUGAAGUCAUAGCACUACGCUGAGUCAUAUGUGUGGCAUCUUCCCUGCUGUAAAGGACUGAUGCAUCACCAUCCUUCUCAGUGACUCCCCACUGAACAAUGUGACUCUAUUCUCUGUCCUUUCAUUGUAAAUUACAUAUCAGUACCAUCUUAUUCAUAGAAUAAACAUGUAUGAAACUUUUGAAUUUUCAUAUUCAGACAUGUAAAAAUAAACAAAGAUCGGUAUAUUUC
Messenger RNA from Pygocentrus nattereri (red-bellied piranha), 1200 nucleotides. RefSeq names its product GLI pathogenesis-related 1b (gene glipr1b). Bases 123 to 884 code for a protein of 253 amino acids. Gene Ontology annotation, cellular component: extracellular region. The record is from RefSeq and is a predicted model, not a curated record. NCBI's taxonomy places the organism in Eukaryota, Metazoa, Chordata, Actinopteri, Characiformes, Serrasalmidae. The transcript has 5 exons.